Molecule: messenger RNA, 2161 nt
Organism: Phymastichus coffea
Lineage: Eukaryota; Metazoa; Arthropoda; Insecta; Hymenoptera; Eulophidae
Product: ankyrin-3-like
Exons: 2
Coding region: 386-2161 (591 amino acids)
Molecular function (GO): protein binding
Source: RefSeq, a predicted model, not a curated record
UGUUCCGUCUUCCCGUAUAUAUACAACUCAACUAUAUUAUUUCGGUAAAGAAAGUAUGAAAGUGUUUAAGCGUAAUUGAAACGCUCGACAUUUAGUGCAUCGUUUGCGAACAUUUAUUCGCCUCCUCGGAUAAGCAGUGCUCGCUCUGCAACGCUGCAUGCGCAGACGUUCUACGUACGAUGCUGUAGCGUGGACGGUGUGUACAGGGUGAGCGAGAGGAAGGGAUGGGAAAGUCGUGUCGUGGCUCGCGGAGCGGAUUAGUCUUUGAUCCGGCCAAGUCGAUAUCUGCACGGAAAUCAAUAAAAUCUCGAGUGCAUCUUCGUUUUGUAUCCUUUGUUUGCUUUUUCUUUCGUCAGCAAAUCGUGGAUCCACCAUCGAUUCGACCAUGCUGAUGUGCCUUGGCAAAGACUGCACGUGCCCUCAGCACCGAUUCUUGAGCUGCCUGAGAAAGGAGCAGAACGAAGAGGCCACGUCGCUGCUCCGGCAGCUGGAGAACCCCGGCGAGCUGAGCGACAAUGCCGGCUCGACCCUGCUCCACUACUCGGUUCGCUGCGGCAACGCGGAGAUGACGCAGCGCCUGAUCGAGGCGGGAUGCGACGCGAACGCCCGAGACCACCGUGGCAUCCGGCCGCUGAUGCUGGCGGUGAAGGCCGGCGACGCGAAGACCAUCGAGGUCCUCGUGGGCAGCCACGCCGACAUCUACGCCGCCGACUGCGACGGGGCGAGCAGCCUGCAGCUGGCCUUCCACCUGUGCCUGCCGGGGCCAGGCCGGGCGCCGCAGCAGGGCCGCAGCGCGCGCCUGGCCGCGAAGCUGCUGUUCGACCGGCUCGACGCCGACUUCGCGCGGGGCGCGCUCACGGCUCGCCGCGCGUUCGAGGCGAGCGACCUGCUCAAGUUCGCGAUGGCGGCGGCCGGCGGCGCGCCGAUCGCCCGCUUCCUGCUGGAGAACCGCUACCCCGUGGACCUGCGCGAGCCCGAGCGCGAGCGCACCGCCCUCCACUGCGCCGUCCUCCUGGCGCGCUUCGACAACGCCGACGCGCUGAUGGACUACGGGGCCGACAUCGACGCGCUGGACCGGGACGGCUGCUCGCCGCUGCGCGGCUACACCUACCGCGCCGGCGGCGCGCCCGCGUUCGAGGACGUCGACGAGGGCUCCCGCGUGCUCGGCUGCUUCCUCAAGUACUCGAGGCGGCUGGCCGCGCGACACGCCCGCGGCGGCUUCACCGAGCUCGAGCGGCUCCUGGUCUACGGCAAGCGCGCCACCGUGCGCGCCGUCUUCGAGAGCGGCGUCGACGUCGGCUCGUGCCUCCGCAGGGGCAAGUCGCUGCUCAGCAUGCUCAUCCACAACGGGGACGCGCGCGUGCUCGAGCUCCUCGACGAGCUCGCGCUGCCCUUCGACCCGAACGAGCGCAUCGACGCGCUCACGCCUCUGAUCGAGGCCGUGAUCGCCAAGUGCCCCGAGAAGGUCGAGUUCUUCCUGCGACACGGCGCCGACGCGAACCUGCCCGAUCGCACGGCUCUGCGGGCCGGGCCCCUGUCGCACGCGAUGAUCCUCUCCGCGGCGGACCGCAGCGAGGAGAGCCGCGUCGCGAGCAUCGUCGAGCUGCUGCUGCGACACGGCGCCGCCGGCGUGCAGACCUUCUUCGGCGAGAGCCGCGGCGACGCCGAGCUUCGCGAGCCCGACAAGGUCGUGGUCGCCCACUUGGCGCUGCUCGGCGCCGUCGAGCCCGCGGCCCUGGCCGAGUCCACUCGCCGCCUCGUCGAGUCGAGGCCGCGGACCAGCGGCUACUUCGAGCUGUGCGCCGCGCAGCUGGACGCGAUGAAGGGCCUCCGUGUCUGCGGCACGGUCACCUUGUUCCAGCUGCUGUGCGAGCCGGACGAGGCGGUCGUAGCGCGCGCCCGCGAUCGCCAGUUCGUAUCGGCUUGGAGCAGCGCGAUGCGCGAUCUUUCCCACUUCGAAACCUACUACUCGAAUGCUCUGCGAAGAAAGCUUUCCGGAGUGUUGAACGAGGCAACGUUGCUGAGGAAAGCUGCGCUCGCAGUCACGGCUAUGAUGGGGCUGUGCAUCGAUCUGCAUCGCGAUAUUGCCUAUAAAGUUAUUAGCUACUUGAACCGCAAAGACAUACUUCAUUUAUGUGACGUGAUCACAUUCUCUAAAUAG